Pyrus x bretschneideri (Chinese white pear) is the source of this 2621-nucleotide messenger RNA. RefSeq names its product putative disease resistance protein RGA3. The record is from RefSeq and is a predicted model, not a curated record. Gene Ontology annotation, molecular function: protein binding; ADP binding. Lineage: Eukaryota; Viridiplantae; Streptophyta; Magnoliopsida; Rosales; Rosaceae. Gene Ontology annotation, biological process: defense response to other organism.
AUCAACUCUAUACUUUCAGCUUUGCUUUAAUCUUAUCCUCAAUCAAGACGAUGGCGGAAGGGGUCCUAUUCAACAUUGCCGAAGGAAUCAUUGGAAGCUUGCAGAAACUUGCUCGUGAAGAGUUCGGAUUGCUUUACGGUGUCAAAGAUGAGCUCAAAAAGCUUGAGAAGACAGUUAAGAAAAUCAAAACUGUUCUUCUUGAUGCAGAAGAAAAGAAGGCAAAUCAUGAAGUCACAGAGUGGCUGAAAAGCCUAGAAGAUGCAGUUUAUGAUGUUGAUGACUUGCUAGAUGAAUUCUACACUGAAGCUCGGUGGAGGCAAAUGGUAAUUGGGAAUAAAAUUUCAAAGCAGGUACGCCUCUUUUUCUCAAGCUCAAACCAACUUGUUUUUCGGCUAAAGAUCGGUCAUAAGAUAAAAGAAAUUAGGGAGACACUUAAUGUGAUUGAGACCGACAGAGGGUUUCACUUAGAUGAGCGUCUCCAAGAGGCACGAGUUCUAACUAGAGAGAGGGAAACUCACUCUUUUGUCCGUAAGGAAGAAAUCAUAGGGAGGGAUAAAGAGAAAAGGGAAAUUGUAGGACUUCUGUUAGAUCCUAUUCCUGAAGAGAAUGUGUCAAUCAUUUCCUUAGUUGGGAUUGGAGGUUUGGGAAAAACUGCACUAGCCCAACUUGUUUUUAACGACGAGACAGUCAAAAAGCAUUUUGAGUUGAAAAUAUGGAUAUGCGUCUCUGAUAAAUUUGAGUUGAAUGUGCUUGUUAAAAAAAUCAUUGAGUCCGCACCUAGUAGGACACAGGGAAACCUUGAGUUGGAUCAAUUGCAAAAUGACCUCCGAAAACUAAUAGAUGGAAAGAGAUACCUCCUUGUGUUAGAUGAUGUAUGGAAUGAAAAUAGGGGAAAAUGGCUUAGUUUGAAAAGCUUGUUGAUGGGUGGUGCAAGAGGUAGUAGAAUAUUGAUAACUACUCGUAGUAAAGUUGUUGCAACUAUCUCAGACACAAAUAAACAAUAUAUCCUGGGGGGCUUGGAAAAAAAAGAAUCUUGGUCUUUAUUUAAGCAAAUGGCCUUCAAAACAGAACAAGAGUCAGAAAAUCCAAGUAUUAAGGAAAUUGGGGAAGAGAUUGUUGGAAAAUGUAAGGGCAUCCCACUUGCUAUAAGGACGACAGGGCGAAUGCUCUUCUCUAAGAAUCAGGAAAAUGAAUGGUUGGCUUUCAAGAAUAACGACCUUUCAAAAGUAAAUCAGGAAGCAAUUGAUAUUUUACCAACACUUAAGCUAAGCUAUGAUAUCCUCCCAUCACAUUUGAAACAUUGUUUUGCAUAUUGUAGCUUGUUCCCUAAAGAUUAUGAGAUUGAUAUAAAGACAUUGGUUAACCUCUGGGUGGCACAAGGGUUUGUUAAGUCUUUAGAUCAAAGCAAGAGUUUGGAAGAUGUUGGUUAUGAAUAUUUUUUGGAGUUGGCAUGGAGAUCUUUUUUCCAAGAGGUAACAUAUGAUGAGUUUGGUAUGAUAAGUAGUUGUAAAAUGCACGACCUCAUGCACGACCUUGCAAAAUCAAUGUCUGGGAUGGAAAUCACCAUAGUAGUUGAAAAGGAGGAUAAUUUUUCUGAAAACCUUCGUCAUGUGUCUUUUGAUUAUUCAAUUGGUCUGUGGUUAAUUGAAAAAAUUCCUACAUCUUUGCUAAGGGCACAUAAGUUGAGGACAUUUUUAUAUGUUGACGAAUAUCUGCUCUCUUUUCAUGAUGAUGGGUCUAUUAAGUCAUUUUGCAAUGCAAUUGCUUCAAAUUUCAAGUCAUUGCGCAUGUUGAGUCUGUAUGCAUUGGAUAUCAGAGCAUUACCAAAUUCCGUACGUAAAUUGAGACAUUUAAGAUAUCUCGAUCUUAGAAGAAAUCCCAUUGAGAGGCUCCCAAAGUGGAUAGUUAGACUUCAGAAUCUGCAAACCCUAAAUCUGUCAGAUUGUGAUAUGCUUGUGGAACUGCCAAGAGACAUUAAUAAAUUGUUCAAUUUAAGGCAUCUCAUGGUAGAUGGGUGUAUCAGAUUGAAUCAUAUGCCGGAUGGAUUGAGAGAAUUGACUUGUCUUCGGACAUUGGAUAGAUUUGUUUUGAGUGAAGACAGUUGCAUUACAGGGGGCGGUGCUGGGCUUGGCGUGUUGAACAGGCUUAACAACUUGACGGGAAGUAUGAGCAUUGAAAAUUUGUGGAAUGGGAAAAAUAUGGUGUCAGAAGCAAUCUCUGCAAAUAUGAAGGAAAAACAGAGUCUUACUUCGUUGUCUUUGGGGUGGAAGGAAAAUAUUACAAGUGAUGUCAAUGAGGCUGAAAAUGGUUGGCUUUCUUCUCUCACAAAUAUUGUUAAUCUCAGUUUGAAGGAAUGCAAAACAUAUGCUUCAUCGUCAGCGUCGCGAAUUCCAUUCUUCCCCUCCUUAAAGAAAAUUUACCUAUGGAAUUGUCCUAAUCUUAAGGGAUGGUGGAAGCAGAGUGCUCUAAUUGGCUCCCCAACGACAGAGUAUGAGCAUCAGCAUAUACAGCAGUCAUCGCUUUCAUUUCCCUGUCUUUCUCUAUUAGAUGUCUGGAAUUGUCCUAACCUAACUUCCAUGCCACUCUAUCCACAUCUUGAAGACGAGGCUGUCCUUGGAUAA